AAGUAAAUUCCAAAAAUUCCACCGUCUUCUAAUCACACCGUCUUUAUUCAGAAGCUGCGUUUCGAAAAAAAUCGCUUUUAUUCUUCAUUCUUCUUCUUCUUCUUAAAACAAGUGAAGGAAGCGGCGAAAAAAGGUUAAAGUUAACGUCACUGCGUAACAAUGGCAGAGAAACCCCAACCGGUUCGGGUACAAUACUGCCAAGUUUGCAGUUUACCACCCGAGUAUUGUGAAUUCGGAUCCGAUUUCGAUAAAUGUAAACCCUGGUUGAUCCAAAAUGUGCCUGACCUAUAUCCUCAUCUUAUUAACGAGGCUAAUGAGAAGGAAGCUGAUAAAGUUGCUGAUAAGUUACAAGGCACUGCUAUAUCUUCUGGUUCUAGUGAUGCUGCUGCUUCCUCAGCAACGAAGCAAGAAGAGGUCAAGCGUCUUCCUGGUGGGAAGAUAAAGAAAAAGGAUAAGCAAGAAGUUAUUAUUGAGAAGGUUGUACGUAACAAACGAAAAAGUAUCACCACCGUGAAAGGCUUGGAACUUUUUGGUGUCAAGCUCAGUGACGCUUCAAAGAAACUCGGGAAAAAGUUUGCCACAGGAGCCUCUGUUGUCAAGGGCCCAACUGAGAAAGAGCAAAUUGAUGUUCAAGGGGAUAUAUCUUAUGACAUCGUAGAGUUCAUUACAGAUACAUGGCCUGACGUACCAGAAAAAGCAAUUUUCUUUAUAGAAGAUGGGAAAAAGGUUCCAGCUGCUUAAUUUUGACUAUUUAUGAGAAGACUUUGGACUGGUGAGUAAAAUCAGCUAUAUUGCUGUAUUUUGAAGGGAAUGGUUGAUAAACUUGGUAGUUAAUAUAUGUUUAAACACUACUUUUAGCCAUUGAAGUCCCCCUCUCCUCUCUCCCACCAAAACAAAUAGUAGGGCAUGAUCCAACAUGUAUUUUCAGUUAAACUUAUGUUCAAUUAAUUGUGUGCGUAUAGAGGCAAAAGGAUGAAAAAGGUUUAUUUGCUUCAAUUUUGUACUAGCAUUUAUCUUUCAAGUCAGCAAAGGAUGCUUAGGAGUUAUGCGUGAAAAAAAAGUUCUACUUGCAUAA
Messenger RNA from Cicer arietinum (chickpea), 1075 nucleotides. Its product is annotated as translation machinery-associated protein 22. The record is from RefSeq and is a predicted model, not a curated record. Gene Ontology annotation, molecular function: translation initiation factor activity; mRNA binding. Gene Ontology annotation, biological process: formation of translation preinitiation complex; translation reinitiation. NCBI's taxonomy places the organism in Eukaryota, Viridiplantae, Streptophyta, Magnoliopsida, Fabales, Fabaceae.